UUCUUCCUCUGGCGACUCAUCACAAACUGAGUUGCCGGCUUUCAAAACUGCCCCUGGGUAAUAGCAAUUGAUUUUACCCUGUAAUUCUUCAUACCCUUAUAUUUAUACUAACUUGUCACAAUCCGCGUAUUGGACAAGCAAAACCCAACAAGAAGGCGAAGGUGAAUAAAUCAACUGAAGCGCCGAAAACUGCUGAGCUGGAGCCACAAGUCUCCGUUCCUGAAGCUUCUGAUAAACAGCCGGAAGAACCUGUUACUGUCACUCCGCUUGUGAUUCCGGAUCUCAGUGUUGAUGGUACUGCUAUUAAUCCUUCAACUCCUGCCCCCUCAUGUUCACCUAAGCCGUCAGAGACUCAUAAUGAUGACGUGUUGAUUACUGGCACCAGCUUUGUUGAACCGAGAAAUCCAAUAGCUUUGGCCAAACAUACUGCCAAGCAAGAGGUUAUUGAGAGGCGGAAACUGAAGUUUGACAUCUCCCAUUAUGCCCAACUAAACAUCAAUGAGAUCCUCCGGCUACCUCAGCCAGGUUCACUCCAGCCGUGACCUUUAAAUUGAUAUGGUGGAAUAGAUGCACCAAAAAUAUGAGGCUUCCACUGCUGAACUGGAGUCCCAAUUGAAUGAUGCCAAGACCCGGCUGGUGACUCAGGAAACUAAGACCCGGAAGGCUGAGUCAAAAUUCCAGUUUAGCAUGGCUGAGUCGGAAAAACUGAAGACCAGCUUUGAAGAAGAGAAAAAGACUUGGGCGGGUGAAAAGACGGCUUUAACCCAACGUGCCGAGAAGGCAGAAACAACGCUUCAAGAGGUGGCCACUGAGCUCACCGGUUUAAAACAUCAUGUAACUCAGAUGGUUUCAGCUAUCUUUGGUCCCAGGAGCAGCAAUCUCAAUCAAGACAUGCUUGUGAAGCUUAAAGCUGUCUAUACACUUGUCGAGCAGCUGUACACCGGGACUCAAUGUGCAUUAGCUGCCAUUUCGCCAACAGGUCAAGCACCAACUAUGUUGAUAGAUGUGUUGAAGAAACUCUCUGUGUUGCCUGUGAGAUUUGAUGAGAUAAUGCGAUCAUCUGCAAGAGCCGGCGCCGUGACGGCUUUGAGCCGGGCCAAGGCAUGGGUACCAGAGCUUGACCCGUUUGAGGUAGCCACUGGUUACCCAAGCUUGAAAGAAGAUGGUACACCUUUCGAUCAGAAAGACUUCUCAGCCUGCGUAAAGGAAAUUCGUCCAAUGGCCACUCUGAUUGGCAAUGAUUCGGACCUCUCCAAGUACCAUCCGGCUUAUAACCAGGAUAAUAAGAAGAUGCCAACCCCGGCUUACAAAGUGAUGGACUUAAUCCCGCCAAUCCGUAAGCACACCUUUGCUCCUGAAGUCGAUCCGUCUGAGCUUAUAGAUGAUGAGGCUGAAUUUGAAGCUUUAUCUGGCAUCGAUUGGUCAUCACCAACUUUUCAGACAGCGGAAGAAGAUGAAGAGCCGGCAAAGGAUGAUGCAGAAGACUCCGAGUGGCAAGGACAAGAAGAUUGAACCGCCGGGAAGUUCUAAACACUUUGAUCUUAUUUGGCCCAUGGAGGCAUGUAAUAGGGUAGUAAAACUUUGAGUCUACCGCGCCAUCGUGCGCGUUCUGCUUUGCAUGAAACUGU
Triticum aestivum (bread wheat) is the source of this 1628-nucleotide messenger RNA. RefSeq lists its product as uncharacterized. The record is from RefSeq and is a predicted model, not a curated record. The transcript has 3 exons. Lineage: Eukaryota; Viridiplantae; Streptophyta; Magnoliopsida; Poales; Poaceae. The coding region runs from base 568 to 1512 and encodes 314 amino acids.